UUUUGGAGUAAAAGCUUGCUGGGUGGUCUCGACGUUCCUUCAGAAAUUUCCCCCCCAAUUUCUGGACGUCAAGUACAUCCCGCUGCUGCAUCAGGUCCCGAACGUCAAUAGUAAAAGCUUUAUUACCAUGCCUUCGUGCUUCAGCUGCCUUGUUCCAAACCCGGUUCGCAAAACUGUGGCGAACGGUGACGCGAAGAGCAUCGAUGUCGAGAGUAAGAUACUGAGGACCCCGGCUCCCAACUUCCUAGUCCCACCACCGAGAACAAGUGUCGGAGAAUUCAUCCUCCGGAAGUUCAAAGCAACUCCGGACUUCGUGGCACAGGUCGAUGCCGUAACCGGGGUUGAGGACACUUACGGCCAGAUGUGGGAUCGCAGUGUGAGAACGGCACUCUGGCUAAGGAAAAAGGGCAUCAAGGCCGGAGAAGUGGUCGCAAUCUGCACCCACAAUCACUGCGACACUGUGAUACCGAUGUACGCUACUCUCUACUGCGGCGGAGCCGUCGCACCCUGGGAUCCGAUAAUGAACUGCAAGGACCUCAAGUACAUGAACGGGAUGUCGCAACCGAAGAUUGUAUUCUGCGACGAGGAGUCCGCCUGCACGGUUCUCGUCGCGUUAAGGGAGUCUAACAACGACGCUGAGGUCGUGGUGUUCGGAGAGCAUUCAAAAUGCACCUCCUUCCGUUCCGUGUUGGAUCAUCACACGGUGGAAGAUAUGGAGAACUUCAAAUGCUCGGAACUCGAAGACGACUCCCAAAUCGCUCUGAUCGUUUGCAGUAGCGGAAGUAGCGGGCUGCCAAAGGGGGUCGAGCACACGCACAGAACAGUCAUGCUCCAGUUCGGGGCGGUGAAGUUGCUCCAACUGGAGGGCAAGACUUGCACGGUGUUCUCGUCGCUCUAUUGGAUAUCCGGCCUGAUCGGCAUGUUCCUCUGUGUAGCGGGUAACAUGAAACGGGUGAUAACACCCGCCUUUGAAGAGGACUUCUGCAGUCAGCUGAUAGAAAAGUACAAGAUCAAUUGGGUCCUAAUGGGCUCGAGCAUUCUCAUAAGGUUGAUAUACUCCGGAUGCUUGGAAAAGUACGACAUGUCGUCACUCGAGAAGAUAUCCGGCGGUGGUGGUGUCGUCACAGCCGAGGCUUUCGGGAAGCUCAAGGCUACCCUGCCUAAGACUGUCGUCAUCCUGGGGUACGGGAUGACCGAACUCGGAGGAGCCGCCACCAUCCAGGACCCUAACUCCAAGCCCGGAUCCUGCGGACGCCCGGUUUACGGCAUCGCCUGCAAGGUGAUCGAGCGCUCUACCGGGAAGAUCCUGGGUCCAGGUGAGACCGGGGAAAUCUGUUGGCAGAGUCCGUGCAUCAUGAAGGGCUACCGAAACGACCCGGAAGCGACCGCGGAGGCCAUUGACAAGGACAUGUGGUUACACUCCGGGGACAUCGGGUACUAUGACGAAGACGGUCUGAUCUACGUACUGGACAAGUUGAAGGAGAUGAUCAAGUACAGGGGGAACCAGAUCGCCCCCGCUGAACUUGAAAGCAUAAUAAUUACGCACCCGGGAGUCAAGGAGUGCGCCGUCGUCGGGAAGCCGGAUAAAAUUGACGUUGAACGUCCUGUUGCCUUUGUCGUUAAAAAUCCUGGUGCGGAGGUCACCGAGAAGGAUAUCGUCGAUCUUGUCGCCUCCGAAGUUAUCGAGAGGAAACAGCUGAAGGGCGGCGUCAGAUUCAUCGACAAAAUGCCUCUGACCCCGAGCGAAAAACCGAAACGCACUGUUCUUAAGGAGAUGCUUAAGAACGAGGCGUAGGAACCAAGGUACAGGAAACGGAGGAUGGAUAACUUUCUUAUGGUAUUAUUUGUAUGCAUCGCGUGUGUGUUUUUUUAUAUGUAGAUUAACGAUUUGAGAUUGUAUUUAAAUACGUGUUUAGAAUUAGGCCACUUGUACUAGUUACCAUCUUUGGCUAUGAAACUUCUACUUUAGCGGGAACCGUUUUAGCUCACAGACAUACCGAUUCUGUCCCUUUCGCAUCCGGAAAAUUUAAUAUCGCGUACUGGUCUA
Messenger RNA from Diprion similis, 2047 nucleotides. RefSeq names its product luciferin 4-monooxygenase-like. Gene Ontology annotation, biological process: long-chain fatty acid metabolic process; fatty-acyl-CoA biosynthetic process. NCBI's taxonomy places the organism in Eukaryota, Metazoa, Arthropoda, Insecta, Hymenoptera, Diprionidae. The transcript has 3 exons. Bases 128 to 1795 code for a protein of 555 amino acids. The record is from RefSeq and is a predicted model, not a curated record. Gene Ontology annotation, molecular function: long-chain fatty acid-CoA ligase activity.